AUGUCUCUAUCUGACCGUGACUGCACCCGGUUAUUCGAGGAGGUGCAAAACAAACUUGAUUCCACUAUGCCAUGGAUAGGGUUGUAUGUUGCAGCAGCUAGUGCCGCCUGCGUGCUUGCUAUCGCGGCUGAUAUUGUCAAUGGUCUCUAUAGCAGAAGGCGUUGGAUCCCAUGUAAGUUCUUCUCUCUCAACGCUUUCUCAUUGGCAGCUGUAUUAGCUGUGGUGAUGAAGCUGCCUGUAGAUCUAACAGGCACUGACAUUAGCUCCCAAGAUCAAUAUACACGGAUUAACAGCCUUGCUUUCAUGUGUAUUUUCAUCAUAUCUUUGGGGUCCAUGAAGAAUAAUGAAAUGUUACUAAACAUAGCAGCUUUAGGCGUCCUAGUCAUCACUAUCACGGUAAAUGUAUGCAUUCAUAUUGUUCAGACAGUUCCCUUAGUUCCUGAUGUGUUGUAUAUGUUUCGCCAACAAAUUGCAAUGGUAGCUAUCACGCUCCUCUUGUUUGCAAUGACAUAUUCUGUAUCGUUGAUAGUUGUAAGCGCUAAAAGAUACAUGGAAUUGAAGUAUAACAUGAUGCACAAAUUGGUUUCAAAUAGACGACUAGGUGGAAGUAUUGAUGAAGUUGUAAUAUUGGUGAAAGGGUAUUGGGUGAUGGCAGAACCCAGCAACCCGCAGUUUGUGUUGGCUAGAUCUUCCAUUACUCCUGCUACAUUUCUCAUCACUAUUUCUAUAUCACUAAUACUCUCGGUCACAUCUAAACUCUGGCGAUAUCCAAGAAUUAUCAAUUUACAGAUGGCCAAAUAUUGUGCACAUAAUACUUCAAACUAUAGCUGGUCCAUCGAUUGGAUUGAACUCAUUCAAACUUUUGGAGUUAUCGUGGGAGUUGUAGCCUGCGGGUGCAGAGUGAUAAAUGAUGGCCCAUUCAAGGCCGCAAGGGCUUCAACGAGCUUCAGAGAUGCAUUCAAGCUUAACAAGCACUGGACUUUAAAGCUUGUAGAGUGGAGGGAUACACCACUUCCAUUUCGAGUUCAAAACCGCGUCUGCAAGAAGCUACUAUAUGAUAUAGUAAGAUUUGUUCUGAAUUUCUGCAUUGGAGUUCAGAUUCUCUUUGUUUCGGCUGCCAAACCAGCUCAGAUUCUCUCUGUUUCACAUGAAAAACUAUGUCAAGUCCUCCGUGCUAAAUUUGGGAGUACAACUCUCUUCCGUUUCUGCAAGCGCAGUUUGUGUUGGCUAGAUCUUCCAUUACUCCUGCUACAUUUCUCAUCACUAUUUCUAUAUCACUAA
Messenger RNA from Salvia hispanica, 1281 nucleotides. The record is from RefSeq and is a predicted model, not a curated record. Lineage: Eukaryota; Viridiplantae; Streptophyta; Magnoliopsida; Lamiales; Lamiaceae.